AUGUUGGCACGCCACCUGCCGCACGUGCCGCACGUCGCCAAGGGGAGACUGCAGGUACCUUUGCGCCUUCUCGCACCGAAUCACCGCGGCGCCUCUUUCAGCGCCGCUUUCUCGCUGGCCUCGGUGGCCUCGGUGGCCUCACUGCCGCGGCUGGCUCUUCGUCGCCAGCGCCGGUUUCACGUGGCGAUGGCGAGCCCAGAUGCCCGGUGUUUGGACGUGGUGGUCUACAGUCGGCCGGGCUGCGGCUACUGCGCCAAGGCGAAGGCCUUGCUGCGAAGGCGCCAGGUGAACUUCGGGGUGGUGGACGUUGGAGCGGAGCCGCACCGAAGAGCGGAGGCCCAGCAGCAUGGUCCCACCUUUCCGCAGAUCCUGGUGGGCUCCAGGUGUUUGGGAGGUUUCGACGCCUUGGAAGUUCUGGAGAAGCAGGGGAAGCUGUUGGAUGCCACAAAACGUGCACCGGAGGAUAAGGUCUACAUCACUCCGACCCCGCCGGAGAAGAUCGUGGCCGCGGCCUUGCCUGAGGCCAUUCAGCAACAGCUACUGCAGCGCGCAGAGGAGAUGGGCAAGCUGAAGUAUCAGGCAGGUAGCAAGCCGACGCUGUCGGGCUUUCUGCGCUACGCCAUCACACGCACUCCGCGGCAGGACCAGUCCCAGAACGUUCCGUUGAACUUGGCGGUGGCACCUGGGGCGUCUGAGGUCCCUGCGUCCCUGCCGGAGGCUUCUGCUGAGGAGCUGGCAGCCCUGCUGCGGCAGUCCAUGUUGCAACUGCUGGAGAACUUCUCGGAUCCAGAGAGCUGGGAGCUUGAGGAAGGUGGAGAUGUGAAUUACCUGGCCAUGCGUCAAUCUGCCGAGUGGAACCUCUUCCGUGCUUUGGCGGCUGAAUUGGGUCAGCCCGGACACCUAGUCCUGAGGAAGAGGAAGCUCUUACGGCAGAGGGCAGGUCUCGGGAAAAGAGACCAGGCUGUCCCUCCGUUCACCUUCGUGACCCGCUUUGCUAAAGGGGAUAAUGUGAUUGAGAUGGAGGCUGGUUGGAACAGGCUUGGGCUGGUGUUGAAAGUGGAGUUCAAAGGGCCAUGGGGCGGACACGAGGGCAUGCAGAAAAUCCGGUCGGUGAUUCGUGCCAAAUUAGAGGACUUUGUGGAAAGCCAAUGGCGUCUAGAAGGCCAGAAGGAAGAGGAAGAACCAGGUUCAGAGGAAGACAAAGAGCAAGAUGAAGGGGAAGACCAAGAGGAAGAUGAAGAGGAGCAGAUGCAAGAAGCAGAGGAAAGUGAGGAUCUUGAAGGCGAGGAGAAACAGACCGACUCUGGUACCAAAAACCCCGACAACCUGGAGACACUCCCCAUGCCUGACACCUGGCCCGAUGAUGUUUGGGGGGAAGCUGAGGAGGAGGACGAGGAGGAUAUGAACGCCACUCAACACUAUGAAAGGUCAGACCAAGAAGAUGAUGAUGAACCCGAAGAGGUUGAGAACGAAAGCCCAAAGGAGACAAAGGAAAAGAUUCGAAAGGCGCAGCACUUAGAAGAAAGCAAGACAAAGAAGGACAAGCCCAAGAGCCACAAGAAAGAGAAGAAGGAGAAGAAAGGUGAACAGGCUGAAAGGGAGAUCGAGACAGAGAAGACUGAAGGGAAGAGGAAGGUUGCCAAGAAGGCCGCAGAAAAAAUGAAGGAAGACAGGACUGAUGAUGUUGCAAACGCGCCGAUGGUUGAAGAUGUGGAGACCGAAGAUCAAGAUGUAGAUGCAGACAAAAACAACGAGACAGAGGGCAUGAGAACGAAAGAAGGGCGCCAAGAAGUUGAGGAAAAGAAGGUGAAGCGAGAGAAUGCAGAGAAGACCAGAGGUAGCAAAGUUGAGGAUGACCCAAAGAGGAAGGCUGUAAAGAAGGAAGAAGAAGAACAGAAUGCGGAGAAGGCUAAAAGGAACACAGCAGAGGAUGGUCCAAAGAUGAAAGCUGUGAAGGAAGCAGAGAAGACGAGACAGAACACUGUGGCAGAUGCUCCAAAGAGGAAAGGUGUCAAGAGGGAAGCCGAAGAAGAGAAUGUGAAGCAAAAAGCACAGAAGAAAGAUAUGCCGCUGGUUGAGGACGAGAACAAUGAUGAGUACAAGGGACAUGAGGUUGAGGAGGAGGCUGUUGAGGAGGAUGAGUUCGAAGAUGGCAAACGGAAGAGGCAGCCGAAGCAAGAGACGAAGAAGAAAGCUGAGGAGCCCUCGGAAAAGAACAAGUUCAAGGAUGCAGACAAAAACAAAGAGACAGAGGGCAUGACAGUGAAAGAAGGUCGCCAAGAAGUUGAGGAAAAGAAGCCGAAGCGAAGGACCAAAGAUGAAAAAGCAGAGGAGGCAGGUGAGGCUGAAGAAAAGCAGAAGAAUGAUGAAGAUGGAGAAGAACAGACCAAGCCGAAGCGUGAAAAGAAAAAAGAGAAGGACACUGUGGAGCAUCGAGGUGAGGAGAAGUCUGCCAAGAAAGAUGUCCCAAGCAGUACCUCCAUCAUUGUCGACUCAGAUGACGACAAAGAGCCGGAGAAAGCUGCAACUUUCAUGGAUGACCGAGGUGAACCACUGAUCAAAGACGAAAGGCAGCCCACAGAAGAACAGAAGGAGAAGGCAGACUCAAUCAUGAGAGAGAUGCACAAGACGCACAGAGCCAUGAGUUGGACAACCAAUGACGACAUUGUGGCAGCGCAACGGAAAAUGAAAAGAAAGAUGAAAGAAGACCAAGAAGGCGAAGAAGAGCAUCAAUCUGGAGAUGAUGACGACAGACUGCUCCGUGAUGCAGAGGAGGACAGCGAAGACAGAAAAGCAGCUAGAGGCAGAGGACGCGGCAAAGGAAAAGGACGAGGACGAGGACGAGGCCGAUCAAAGAAACUGGAUGAUGCAAAGCAAGAUGAUGAUGUUGAAAACAGUGAGGAGCCCGAAGACAGACCCAAGAAGAAGCAAAAGCAACACCCAGAAGGACAGAAGACGGCAGAUAAAGCGGAAGAGAAACAGAAAGACAAGUCAGGGAAAGCCAAGAAGAAGGAGAAAUCUGAGAUGGCAGAUGCAAAGGAGAAAGAGGAUGAUGCAGAGCCGACAAAGAAGGCAACGAAGAAGGAGAGGUCGCAGAGUGAGAAGAGAGAUGAAGAUGACAAGGAGAGCCCAGCCAAAAAAAAAAAGAAGGCAGAUAAGGCAGCCACCAAGAGUCCCAUGAAAUUGGCCCACUCAGCUUCGAAACGGUUUGUGGAGCGGGCAAAGGCAAAGGCUGAGGAGACUGGGGACUCUGCGAGAAGAAGGUUGGACUUUGACAAUGAAGAGUCACUUGCAAAUGCUGCUGAACUGGAAGCUAUGGAUGAUACGUUUGAGUUGCCAGAGGAUCUCAAAGCAGCACAUUUGAAGGUGAAGGAGGGAAAUCAAGAUGGCCUACACCUAGCACGUAAGACCUUCACUUUGAAGGCGCCGGAGAAUGUGUCUUCUACGAGCACCGGAACCAUCGGAGUGUUGUUUUGCGGCUAA
Messenger RNA from Cladocopium goreaui, 3483 nucleotides. Lineage: Eukaryota; Dinophyceae; Suessiales; Symbiodiniaceae. The record is from the annotation of a GenBank genome assembly.